This is a messenger RNA of Micromonas commoda, 955 nucleotides long. RefSeq lists its product with no specific name. The transcript is spliced from 4 exons. The record is from RefSeq and is a predicted model, not a curated record. Lineage: Eukaryota; Viridiplantae; Chlorophyta; Mamiellophyceae; Mamiellales; Mamiellaceae. Gene Ontology annotation, biological process: translation. The coding region runs from base 35 to 811 and encodes 258 amino acids. Gene Ontology annotation, cellular component: ribosome; cytosolic small ribosomal subunit. Gene Ontology annotation, molecular function: RNA binding; structural constituent of ribosome.
AGCGCAACCGCUCGUAAGCAACAGCGACGCCAACAUGCCUCGCGGACCCAAGAAGCACCUCAAGAGGCUCAAUGCCCCCAAGCACUGGAUGCUUGACAAGCUGGGCGGCGUCUUCGCCCCCAAGCCCUCCGCCGGUCCCCACAAGACCCGCGAGUGCCUUCCCCUGUGCCUCAUCCUGCGCAACCGCCUGAAGUACGCGCUCACCUACAAGGAGGUGACCACCAUCCUCAUGCAGCGCCUCGUCAAGGUUGACGGCAAGACUCGUGUCGAUAAGUGCUACCCCGCCGGCUUCAUGGACGUCGUUUCCAUCGACAAGACCGACGAGCACUUCCGCCUCAUCUAUGACGCGAAGGGCCGCUUCGUCGUGCACAGGAUCUCCUCCACCGAGGCCCAGUACAAGCUGUGCAAGGUCAAGACCAAGCGCCUCGGAGACAAGGGUGUCCCCUGCGUCAACCUCCACGACGGCCGCACCAUCCGCUACCCCGACCCCGUGAUCAACGAGUCGGAUACCGUCAUGGUGGACAUUGCCACCAACAAGAUCACCGACCACAUCAAGUACGACGCGGGCGCGCUCGUGAUGAUCACCGGUGGCCGUAACCGCGGUCGCGUCGGUGUCAUCCAGAGGCGCGAGAAGCACAAGGGUUCCGUCGAGGUUGUCCACGUCAAGGAUGCGGGCGGCCACGAGUUCGCCACCAGGAGCUCCAACACCUUCGUCAUCGGGGAGGGCAACAAGCCCAUGAUCUCGCUGCCCAAGGGUAAGGGUCUCCGCCUUACCAUCGUGGAGGAGCUCGAGAGGCGCAAGGAGGCCUAAUCCUCCGGCGAUGGACAUAUGGUUUUAGGGAGGGCCGGCGCGCCCUCUCCGCGACCGUCUGCGCGGGUGUUGCUUUCAAACGAAAAUUUUGGUGUCUAAACGGUGUAAUACAGAUGGAGCCGCGAAGGGCGGACUCUCUUCGUU